Molecule: messenger RNA, 4623 nt
Organism: Hippopotamus amphibius kiboko
Lineage: Eukaryota; Metazoa; Chordata; Mammalia; Artiodactyla; Hippopotamidae
Gene: TEX14
Product: testis expressed 14, intercellular bridge forming factor
Exons: 33
Coding region: 1-4473 (1490 amino acids)
Biological process (GO): intercellular bridge organization; protein phosphorylation; mitotic spindle assembly checkpoint signaling
Cellular component (GO): midbody; kinetochore; intercellular bridge
Molecular function (GO): ATP binding; protein kinase activity; protein binding
Source: RefSeq, a predicted model, not a curated record
AUGUCUCGGGCUGUUCAUCUUCCAAUCCCCUGUCCUGUUCAGCUUGGUUCGUUAAGAAAUGACUCCUUGGAAGCACAGCUUCAUGAGUAUGUCAGACAGGGGAACUACGUGAAAGUGAAGAAGAUUCUUAAGAAAGGAAUUUGUGUUGAUGCAGUAAACUCUCUCGGCCAGACAGCACUUUUCAUUGCAGCAUUAUUAGGCCUUACAAAAUUAGUUGAUGUCCUGGUGGAUUAUGGAUCAGAUCCAAAUCACCGCUGCUUUGAUGGGAGCACUCCUGUCCAUGCAGCAGCAUUUUCAGGCAAUCAGUGGAUCCUCAGCAAACUGCUGGAUGCAGGGGGUGAUCUUCGACUGCACGACGAGAAGGGUCGAAACCCGCAGACCUGGGCCCUGGCAGCAGGGAAGGAGCGCAGCACCGCGAUAGUGGAGUUCAUGCAGCGCUGUGCCGCGCACAUGCAGGCCAUCAUCCAGGGCUUCUCCCGUGACCUCCUGAAGAAGAUCGACUCCCCUCAGCGGCUCGUCUGUGGCCUGCCCCGGUUUGGGGGCCUCAUGCAGGGAAGCCCUAACAGCUCUCCUAAUCGACUGCUUAAAGCUGGAGUCGUUUCUGCCCAAAAUAUCUACAGCUUCGGCUUUGGAAAGGCCUGGCUUUGCUUUCAGUUUUAUCUCACAGGGGGCACACAGCUAGCCUAUCUAGGAUCUCUUCCGGUAAUUGGCGAAAAGGAAGUGAUUCAAGCUGAUGAUGAGCCUACCUUCUCUUUCUUCAGUGGUCCCUACAUGGUCAUGACCAACCUGGUGUGGAACGGAAGCAGGGUCACAGUGAAGGAGCUACAUCUUCCCACCCACCUGCACUGCAGAAGGCUGCGACUGGCUGACUUGCUACUUGCUGAGCAAGAACACAGCAGCAAGUUGCGGCAUCCCCACCUGCUGCAGCUGAUGGCUGUGUGCCUGUCCCAGGACCUGGAGAAGACCCGCCUCGUGUACGAGCGCGUCACUGUCGGCACGCUGUUCGGUGUCCUCCAUGAACGGCGGGCGCAGUUCCCCGUGCUGCACAUGGAGGUGAUCGUGCACCUGCUGCUCCAGAUCUCCGACGCACUGAGGUACCUGCAUUCUCGGGGCUUUAUCCACCGUUCCCUCAGCUCCUACGCCAUCCACAUCGUCUCCACAGGGGAAGCGAGGCUGACCAACCUGGAGUACAUGAUGGAAAGCCAAGAUGGAGGUGUACAGAAGGACCUGACUCGAGUACCCAUCCCCACCCAGCUGUACAAUUGGGCUGCCCCGGAGGUGAUCUUACAGAAGGCAGCCACAGUGAAGUCAGACAUCUACAGCUUUUCUAUGAUCAUACAGGAGAUUUUAACAGACAACAUACCCUGGGAUGGCUUAGAUGGCUCAGUUAUUAAAGAAACCAUAGUCUUGGGAAAUUAUUUAGAAGCUGAUGUCAGGCUUCCGAAACCUUACUAUGAUAUUGUUAAGUCAGGCAUCCAGGUCAAGCAGAAAGACCGAACUAUGAACCUUCAAGAUAUCCGGUAUAUUCUGAAGAAUGACUUAAAGGAUUUUAUUGGAGCCCAGAGAACUCAGCCAACCGAGAGCCCCAGGGUGCAGAGAUACAAACUCCAUCCUGAUGUCAAUGUCUAUCUAGGACUGACUUCAGAACAUCCAAAAGAGACCCCUGACUUGGAAAUAAAAGAGCUGAAGGAAACGGGUAGUCAGCUUCAUUCACCAAGGGGUCACUCUUCUCCCACCGAGAAAGCAACACCAGCGCCUCUGGUCCCAGACCCAAGUCCGGAGGCCCAAGAGACUCAGAACCAAAACGCUGCUUCUCCUGCUUGUUCUGUGGCGGAAGAGGCCAGGAGCCCCAGCCCAGGUCAGGAGAGCCUCUGCAGCUUCGAAAUCAACGAAAUCUACUCAAGCUGCCUGGACAUAGGAGAUGACAAAGAGGAAGAGCCCCCAGGAGCUGGCUCAUCUCUUGAGAGGGCCAGACAAAACCAGAUAGAUGAACUGAAGUCCAUGGAAGAAGAGUUGGAAAAGAUGGAGAGAGAGGCGUGCUGUUUUUGCGAUGAGGAUGAGAGCUCUUUGGAAGCUGACAUGGAGCUGUCCUUUGAGGACUGGGACUGGCAGAAUGGUUCGCUUAGUUCACCCGGCCUGCCUGAGCCAUCCAGCGGAGCCACGGGCAACGUGAGCAACAGGUCCAUGACCGAGGAGUACAUCAGUAAGUGUGUGCUGAAUCUAAAGAUUUCACAGACCUUAAUGCACCAGAAUGCCGAUUUGCUGAGGAAUGUUCAACAGAAAAUAGAUAAACUUGAGAUGAUACAGAAGGAGCAGGAGGAGCGCAGGUCUUUGUGGGCUUCUUUGAGAGAGUUUGCAAACGUCUAUGACUCACCUUCAGCCCUGGGCCCCCCAGCUUCAAGCUAUGUUCCUCCUGUCAUGCAGCUGCCAGGGGACCAGCAGCUGGACACUGGGGGCAACUGCCCGACCCUAGCGAGGUCUCCAAGAAAGUUGCCAACUCUUUGUGGCCCUGGAAAACAAAACAGAGGUGAACAAUUUCAGCCCAUUCCCGGAGCCAAGGACAGUUUGGAAAGAAACAGGAACCAAAAUACCAGCAGCCAGGGAAGGCCUAGAGAGUCCAGUGCUCGAACCAAAGUGACACAGCUCAGUAAUGCACUCCUCACUGUGCCAAGCCACCCACAGGGACCACCUACAUCAUUCAGCCCUGGCCAGGGCCCUACCAGGAUCAGUAUGGAAUCUGUGUCUUCUGAAAUCUAUAAUGCAAAGUCAAGAAAUAAUGAAGAUAAUGGAGACAUACACUUAAAAUGGAAAACGGAGGUGAAAGAAAUGGCAGAGAAAGCAGCUACUGGGCAGCUGGUGGUACCUCCUUGGCAUCCUCAGAGUAGUGUGACGUUAGAAAAUGAGACUGAAAACGAGCCUGAUCCCCUGCUGCAGCUCCCUGCUAGGAUCCCUGAGCACGUGGAUUGGCAGCGAGCUGUCGAGUAUCCCAAGAAAAACCACGAGCCAGGAGGAAGUGGCAAAACAGACAGCAGUGACCACAACAGUGACCAGCAUGGCAGACAGCCAGGGCCUCAAAGUUCUCCCAGUAUCAGGCACCUGCCCCCCAGAAAAAAUGAGCAGCCAGAGCAUAGUGAAGUCUUUCAAGCAAAUUCUGAUGCAUCUGUGGUUGUUGAGAAGUCUUACAGCGAUCAGUCUGUGCAAUCAACUUGUUCACCAGAGUCUUCUGAGGACAUAACUGAUGAAUUUCUAACUCCAGACCAUGAAUAUUUUUACUCUUCAACUGCUCAAGAAAGCUUGGCUCCAGAGGCCUCAAGUCCCAUUGAAGAAGACUUUGAAGGAGUACAGCCUGCUUGUGCCCACCCUCAAGCCUCUGGUGAAGAAAAGUUACAAAUGAGAAAAAACCUUGGAAAGAAUGCUGAAAUUUUGACCAGGUCUCAAUUCCAACCUAUACAAAGUACUGGAGGCGAACAAGAGGAAACAUUAAAGGAGUCACCAGAGGAAAUGAAAGAGAAAGACAUAUCAUUGACAGACAUUCAAGACCUGUCUAGUAUCCCCUAUGAACAAGACAGUUCUUUUAAGGAAGUCACAUGCAAAACACCCAAAAUAAACCACGCACCUACAAGUGUCAGCACUCCGCUCAGCCCAGGGUCAAUUUCUUCAGCUGCUAGCCAGUAUAAGGACUGCCUUCAGAGUAUCACAUUUCAGGUUAAAACAGGGUCUGCUUCGUGCUGGAGCAGUCAAGAAUCUAUUCAAACUUUGUCUGAUAAAUUUACAACUGUCCGAGAGAAAGCAAAGAGCCUAGAUUCCCUUCUUACUUCCUCUGAAACUCUUCCUUCAAGACUCACUAAUCUCAAAAGAUUGCCUGCGUUUACUGGGGCUGGUUCCUCCAGCAUUGCUAAGGCACCUGACACGUCAUUCUGUGCCACUCAGAGAAGCAGCCUGCCAAAAGUAGAAGCCAUCUCACAACAUCACAUUGAUGAGCUACCACCACCAUCUCAGGAGCUUCUUGAUGAAAUUGAGCACCUGAAGCAGCAGCAGGCCUCAUCCAUAGUGUUGGAUGAGAACACAGCAGGUCAUCUGGGUAUCGCUGCAAAUGAUCAAAGGCAUUUAGAAGAACAAGAAACUAACAGUAAUACAGAAGACAGCAGUAUUUUUUGGACCGAAGAAACUCAGGAUCUAGAAGAGGACACAGAGAGAGCUCACUCUACUCUUGAUGAGGAACUGGAAAGAUGGCUGCAGCUGCCUGAGGACAGCACGGAGCUGCAGGACCUCCCAGAGGGCUCAGCAAGGGAGAAAAAUACCCAAAAUCAAGAAAUUGGUGAAAAGAAGAGAAAAGAGGAAGAAAGCAUCAAGCCAGAGAGCUUUUUAGGGACUUCUGAAGAAGAGGAACUAAAACCCUGUUUUUGGAAGCGACUGGGUUGGUCCGAACCAUCAAGGAUAAUCGUGCUGGAUCAGAGUGACUUGUCAGACUGACUGGAAUUGGACCACAGAUGGACUCCUGCCUGAGUUUGCGUGUGCUGCUCGGGAGCUCCCUUCUUCCUUCAUCUGCUCCCGCCACCGAUGGGGCAGUGGUUCCAUAGCUCACGCUUUGUUCAGCCGCCACAAUAGACAGAACGACUUGUU